AUUUUUAUCUCUCUCCCUGCCUUUUUCUGCCUCUCCUUUCUGUGCCUGUCCCUCUCUGCAAACUCUCUCUCUCUCUCUCUCUCUGAAAAAAAUUAAAUGCAAAGUCGCAUACACCCAACAUGGAAGAAGAAACAUAGAAGCUCCAUACACCAAACAAAGCUUUCAUAUCAUCCCUAAACAAAAUAGAAAACAGAGAAAGAAGAGUCAACCGCCCCAACUUUCCCAAACCCUUCUCUUUUCUUCAAUGGCCCAGCUCAGCUGGACCAAAACUUAUGUAGCUGCAAGGUAAAACAAAAAAGAAAGCAAAGGAAAUUUGGGGAGAGAGAGAAGCAAAGAAGAAAGAGAAGAUAGGUGCCUUCAGAUGUCCUCCAACCAAACCCACCUCCCUCUCCAAUAAAAACAAUGUUGGGUCACAAAUGCCCUUCUGCAACCCCCCAAAAAAUCCCAUCUUCAUCACUACUGUCUCAACCUCAGCUCUCUCUCCCCCUCAAAAGAAAUACGCAUUUUUAUUUUUCUCCCCCAUCUCUUUCUUUUUCCACACAACCGAAUUAUGUGGGCUUUAUUGGGUUUCUUGUCCUGGUCAGAGUUUUCACAGAGAAAACAGGGAAGGCGAGAACCUUCUCAUUUUCCCCUUCCCUUCCUCUCUCUCUUUCCUGUUUCUCUCCCUCUUUAUUGUUUUGUCCUCCUACCCUCUGUCCCUCUCUCUCCUUCAUUAUUUCAAUCGCACCCAUCUCUCCGGGCCUCCCUUUUCGACUCUGUUUGUUGCCUUUUGUUGCCUCUGUUCUUGACCUAAGAUGAAGAAGAUGAAAGGGUUGGCUGUUAUGGAGUCUUCUCCAUAUGUCGCUCCUGAAGAUCCAAGAAUCAGGUACAAGCACCAGAGUCUCAUGCAGGACUACCAAGAUCUGGAAAAGGAAACAAAUGCCAUGAAAAAGAAGAUGGAGAUGCUGAAACAGCACAAAUUUACACUGUUAGAUGAAGUCCAAUUCUUAAGGCGACGAUGCAAGUACUUAAUGGAGAACCAGCUCUCAUCUCCACAACAGCCGCAACAGCCACAACAGCCACAACAGCCACUUAGACGAGCGAAACGUAAAAAUAUAGAAAUAAAAAGUGAUAACCUCACAAAGGCUAGGAAUACAGCACCAAAGGGGUCUGCUCAAGGAAAAUCUGCUUCAGCUCUUGAUCUAAAGAAAAGGGGGAAAGUCAAGAAUGGAAGGAAAGCAGCCUUGCAAAAUCCCCUGCCACUUUUAAAUGCGAAAGAGGAGAGAACCAUUGUUGGGAGGGAAGCUGCGUUCCACAACUCUGCACGAAGUUUGGACUUGAACGAGAGGGAUUUGAUUGGUAGUGCGCGGGAAGUGGCUCCCACCCCAGCUUUUGAUAUGCAUCAUAGGGAGAGGCUUCGUGCGGGAAGAGAAGUUACCAAGAGAAACCCCACUCCCGUCUUUGAUUUAAACCAGAUUUCGACAGAGGAGUUGCAGAUCAAUGAUCAGCAGCCAAGAGCUGAAGAAGUAAAUAGAAGUUUAGGCACAGGGGAAGGUGAGGAGCUCAAUAAUGAUGUGAAAUUAUCGAGUUUUAGGAGUAAGAAUACUGUGAAUGGGCUUAGCAAGGUAGGGAAGAGGAAGAUCUCGUGGCAAGAUCAGGUGGCUUUAAGAGUUUGAGGUUACAUUUACAUAUUUGCCGAGCUGGGAUUGUUGUUUGCCAGGGCUUGCAAAUAACCCCAUAUGUGCCUUUAUUUUCACUUUUGCCUCCUUUUUUGUCUACAACAAUCAGGUUAUGCAGUCACAUAGUUGCCUUACAUAUUAGGUAUAGAAUCAAGUAGCAAGGUAAACGAAAAACCUAUAUAUACUGAACCUAUAUCAGUUUCCAUGAGGACAGUGAAAAGUCACUGCACAAUCUUCUACUCCUUGAAUCGCUGCAUGUGGUGAGUCAUUUGACCCUGCAAUCUUGCAUCAAUGGCUUUAGGAACAUAA
This is a messenger RNA of Eucalyptus grandis, 1967 nucleotides long. RefSeq lists its product as uncharacterized. Bases 795 to 1655 code for a protein of 286 amino acids. The record is from RefSeq and is a predicted model, not a curated record. NCBI's taxonomy places the organism in Eukaryota, Viridiplantae, Streptophyta, Magnoliopsida, Myrtales, Myrtaceae. The transcript has 4 exons.